Molecule: messenger RNA, 732 nt
Organism: Colletotrichum aenigma
Lineage: Eukaryota; Fungi; Ascomycota; Sordariomycetes; Glomerellales; Glomerellaceae
Gene: DCS
Product: Phenylpropanoylacetyl-CoA synthase
Exons: 1
Coding region: 1-732 (243 amino acids)
Biological process (GO): polyketide biosynthetic process
Molecular function (GO): acyltransferase activity, transferring groups other than amino-acyl groups
Source: RefSeq, a predicted model, not a curated record
AUGUUUCUGAACGGUGUCGGUUGUGCUGGUAGCAUUGCCCUGAUGCGCGUAGCUGCCAAUAUUGCCAUGGCUGCGACGUCUCGGGAGAGGCCUGCCCGUAUCCUCUGCUUUGCUUCGGAGGUCUGCACUAUGUACUUGAGACACCAGUACGCAGAGGCUGAGGUAGCUACUGACGUUGAAAACAUGGAUAUCGCGGGUGCCAUCUUCGGCGAUGCGGCAUCCGCUUUUGUGUUGUGUAACGAUGAUGGGUUGGAUGACCUCACUCAGGCCAAGUUUCAGCUACUUGAGUGGGAGCGCAUGACCGUACCAAAAACGAUACACCAUAUGGGCGCCAUGGUGAAGACGACUGGCUUCACCAGCAUUAUCUCCAAGCAAGUCCCGGAUAUCGCCAAGCAGUCGGUCCGUCCUCUAUGGGAUAAGCUUCUCCCAUCAUACCGCGAGAAGGUCGGUCAUCCUGAACUCGAAAUUUCCGACUUCGACUGGGCUCUUCAUCCUGGAGGUGAAUCGGUCAUCAACAAUGUCAAGGACAGCAUGGCUUUGGAUGACCAUCAAAUCAGGGCAACUCGACACAUUUACAGAACCAGGGGGAAUACCGGGAGCCCCACGGCAAUCUGCGUGCUCGAUCAGCUUAGGAAUAUGGGUAUAGGGAGCGAGCACGUGGUGGCGGUCAGUUUCGGGCCUGGUCUAGCCAGCGAGAUGGCCUUUUUGAGACGCUGUGAAAUCGAUCAGUGA